Molecule: messenger RNA, 1071 nt
Organism: Pestalotiopsis fici W106-1
Lineage: Eukaryota; Fungi; Ascomycota; Sordariomycetes; Amphisphaeriales; Sporocadaceae
Exons: 2
Coding region: 1-1071 (356 amino acids)
Source: RefSeq, a predicted model, not a curated record
AUGCUUCCGCCAGUGGAUGCGUCACUGUUAGCAGCCAACCCUGGCUUUGAGCAGCUGUACAAUUCACUUACAACCAAUGUCCUGAACUCGGAUGGGUCCACCAAGAAUGAUGCAGCUGCGCGACAACGCGAGGCUGUUCGUGAGGAACUGAAAGAAUACCGUCUAAAGGCAACCAGGAAACACUUGCUCAGAAAUGCAAUUGCAACGGUACCACCACCAUCAUCUCGGCCGCCUCCCAGACAACACACGCGGACUAGAUCGCAGCUUUCAAGGAUAGUCUCGCAGGAAACGCCGCAACUGCCCCCAGAGCUCUUGGAUUUGCUCCUUGUGUUACCUGCAUUUCUGGAGCGAGGCCAGGACAUGUCAAUUGAAGAGCUGGAGUUGCUCUUGUCCAGCUCGCCAAUGUCAGAUUUUCCUUCUCUUUUGCCGCAUUACACGCGUCUGAUAUCAUCGCACCUCACGACACAAGCGCGCAGUCUGGCCCGCGUAAUGCAUCCCUCGACGAAUCCCUCCUUUAUACAUCGGGCUAUCCCGCAUAUUCUUCCGACGACCCAGACUCUGAUAUCAUCACUCUCGAACAACCGUGCUGCCCUCACCUCCAACCGACUUAUGGCCACUCACAAUUUGGUGGAUCAUCUCGAUCAACAGACGAAAGCACUGCUCCUACUGCUCCGUGCUCUCGAGGCCAAGCACGGCGUCAUGGCGCAGUCCAGCACGCUGCGAGCUUCCGACGCGAGCCUGGAAGCCCAGUCACGAGCAACUUCUGUAAAUAUACAGCUCUGGGAGACACGAUCCAUGAUUUAUCCCCCAGAGUCUCAGACUGCACUGCAAAAUUAUCGCCGCCACCUACGUGAUGCUCAGAUGCAGCUUUCUAAUAAACUCCGGACGCGGGAGCAGGAGCUUGGCGAGUACGGCGUCUCGGUCAGCGUCGAAGAGGGAGGGCUUGGCAUAGUAGCCAAACCAGAUGCAGCCAGGGAGAACAAAUUCCGUGAAAUGGCCCGCGUCUGGCUGGAGAUGGAGAAGAGAUUGAAGGAGAUCGACGGCGACCUUAGGCGGCUCGACAAGAGCUGA